This is a messenger RNA of Diversispora eburnea, 1440 nucleotides long. NCBI's taxonomy places the organism in Eukaryota, Fungi, Glomeromycota, Glomeromycetes, Diversisporales, Diversisporaceae. The record is from the annotation of a GenBank genome assembly.
AUGGUGUUAAAUGACUUUAACAAAGGAAUCAAUAGUCCGCUCAUGCACAUAAAAUACGCUAAACAAGCGGAAAGCAUUUUGGAUUUGCGACAAAGUUUAAUUAAGCGUGGAUGUGAUUUAUUAAUAAGAUUCGGUAAACCCGAAGAUUUGGUUCCUCAAAUAACAAAAGAACUUUUAAAGAAAUAUAAAGUUUUAGGUCUUUAUUUACAAAAAGAGAUCACGCGGGAUGAAAUUUAUGUUGAAAAAUUAUUAAUUUCCCGAUCACCUGUUCCUCUCAAAUUUUUUCAUGGUUCUACCAUUUUUCAACAAAAUGAUUUUACCAGUAUACCUGAUAUAUAUAAAACAUUUCGUGAACAAGUGGAUAAACUAAAUCAUCAAUUAUUACCUAUUCCUUUAUUAAAUAUGCAUAGACACUUUCCUCCAUUUCCAAGAAUUCCAUCAAUUUAUGAUGAAACAAAUAAUUCAUUAAAUGUUUCAACAUCAGAAUUUUUAGAAAAACUUGUAUCAACACCUUGUCAUCAAAGAACCUGUAUCCCAUUUAAAGGUGGAGAAACAAGUGCUAUUGAACGGAUUAAAACAUAUCUUAAUAGUCCUGUGACUUCACCUCCACUGAAACAGUAUAAUCCACCUUUUUCUUUGGCUCCCAAGAAACCACAAAGAGCUUUGGCACCAAUUGCAAAAUAUAAACAAACCCGCAACAAUUUAAUGGGAAUAAAUUAUUCAUCCAAAUUAUCACCUUUCUUAACAUUUGGAUGUUUAUCUCCCAGAUUGGCUUAUCAAAAAAUUGUUGAUUAUGAAUCAAAGAAACCAGGAGGAGAAACUGAAUCAACUUACUUAAUUAAAUCACAAUUAUUAUGGAGAGAUUAUUUUAAAUUUAUGGCUGAAAAAUAUGGUAAUUUCUUAUUUCAUAUUGAUGGAUUUGCUGGAGCUCUCAAACUUGAAAGAAUUAAAAAUAGAAGGAAAAAAUGGAAUCAAGAUUUUGAUAAGUUUCAGAAAUGGGCAAAUGGAAUGACUGGAAUACCUUGGAUAGAUGCUAAUAUGAGACAACUUAAAGAAACAGGGCAUGUAUUUGUUUCUUCAAGUUUCUUGGUAAAAGAUUUACGUCUCGACUGGCGAAUGGGAGCUGAAUUGUUUGAAUGCUUAUUAGUAGAUCAUGAUGUUUUUGCGGGAAUAGGAAAUGAUCCUAAAGGAGAAUUAUUAUAUUUUAAUAUAAUAAAACAAGCCAAAGAAUUUGAUCCACAUGGUGUUUUUGUUAGAGUGUGGUGUCCUGAAUUAUCCAAAGUACCUUAUGAGAAAGCUCAUAUACCUUGGAUUAUGACAUUUGAAGAACAAAAAAGAAGUGGAUGUAUAAUUGGAGAAAAUUAUCCAAAACCUAUGAUCGAAAGGCAAUAUAAGAUCUUAAAAACUAGAUUCUUUGAAGCAAUAAAAAAAGGAGGAUAA